Messenger RNA from Cherax quadricarinatus, 3434 nucleotides. NCBI's taxonomy places the organism in Eukaryota, Metazoa, Arthropoda, Malacostraca, Decapoda, Parastacidae. The record is from RefSeq and is a predicted model, not a curated record.
CACCAGUCCGCAGCUGCAGCUGGCACCGUCCAUCGAGCAGCAGGCAGCGGCUAUGUUGUCCAUCCUACAGCGGUAUUCCUGGCCCAAGUUCGCUGUUGUCACUUCCCUCAUCGCUGGCCACAACGACUUCAUCCAGGCUCUCCGGGAACUCAUCCUCGACCUCCCCAACAAGGGUUCAGGCCAAGAGUUCACCAUCACCAACACAGUAAGAGUGGGCAACGUAGAGAGUGAUCUCCUGCAGUUAGUGAGUUCUGAGGCCAGAAUCCUCUUCCUGUACUGCACCCGCUCGGAGGCUGCCUCCAUCCUCGCCAAGGCUGCCAAACUAGGCCUGACAGGCACCAACUACUUAUGGAUCGUCACUCAGAGCGUUAUCCAGACUCUGUCCGAGGCUCCCCAGGAGUUUCCCGUGGGUAUGUUAGGUGUUCACUUCAACACGACAGACGAGGCCAUGAUCGAGGAGAUCACGACGGCCAUGACGGUGUUCGUGUGGGGAUUAACUGGUCACGUCAAUGACGAGGCUACCAGAGGGGUAACGCCUUCGCUGUCACCUGCACUCUCUUGCGAUACGGGAGAUGCUCGCUGGAGAGGCGGUGAGAAGUUCUACAGGUUCCUGAAGAACGUAAGCAUCGACUACCGGGGAGAGCUGCCCACGCCCAAGCUGGAGUUCAACACAGAUGGCACCAGACGAGCCGUCAAGCUCAAAAUCAUGAAUCUGAGACCUGACGUCUCACGCAAGCUCACCUGGGAAGAGAUAGGAGUGUGGCGGUCCAGUAAGGACGGAGGCCUGGAGGUGAAAGAUAUUGUCUGGCCUGGUUACUCCCACGUUCCUCCCAACGGUAUACCUGAGAAGUUCCACCUAAAGAUAACCUUCAUGGAAGAGCCGCCCUUCAUCAACAUGGACCCUCCGCACCCUGUGACGGGCAAGUGUACGGCCAACAAGGGCGUUCCCUGUAGGAUAGCCUCGGACGAGAUGAUGCAAGGGGUGAACGUCAGCUGGGCGAUGAGGAACUCUAGUUACUUCCGUUGUUGCUCCGGCUUCUGCAUCGACCUGCUCGUGAAGUUCUCGCAAGACUUGGGAUUCUCCUACGACUUCUUCCGUGUCGAGGACGGCAUCUGGGGCGCUAUUGUAAACGGCAAGUGGACGGGCCUGCCUGGUGCCAUCAUCAACGGCAAGGCUGACAUGAUUAUGACUUCCAUCAAGAUAAACUCUCAGCGGGAGGAAGUGUUGGAUUUUACUGUUCCAUUUCUAGACACUGGCAUCGCCAUAGUGGUGGCCAAGAGGACUGGAAUCAUCUCUCCUACUGCCUUCCUGGAACCGUUCGACACAGCAUCGUGGAUGUUAGUGGCGCUGGUGGCCAUACAGGUGGCUGCUGUCUCUAUCUUCCUCUUUGAGUGGCUUAGUCCAUCUGGCUUCAAUAUGAAGAUGCAGCCUCCCAACAGCCACCGCUUCUCGCUGUUUCGCACACUGUGGAUGGUGUGGGCGAUACUGUUCCAGGCGGCCGUCAACGUCGACUGUCCCAGAGGCUACACCGCCAGGUUCAUGGGUAACGUGUGGGCCAUGUUCGCACUCAUCUUCCUGGCCAUCUACACGGCCAACUUGGCCGCCUUCAUGAUCACUCGGGAGGAAUUUUAUGACCUCUCAGGCAUCGAGGACAAGCGACUACAGAACCCGACAACAAUGAAGCCAGCGUUCAAGUUCGCCACGACACUGCACGGUAACACAGACGUUCUGAUGAAGAAGUCGUUCCCGGUGAUGCACGCGUACAUGCGGCAGUUUAACCAAUCCAGUCCCAUCGAGGGCAUCAAGGCUGUCAAGAAGGGGAAGCUGGAUGCCUUCCUGUACGACGCGACGGUGAUGGAGUACCUGGUAGGUCAGGAUGACGAGUGUAAGCUGCUGACGGUGGGUUCCUGGUAUGCCCUUACAGGUUACGGCGUGGCCUUCGCCAGGAAGUCCAAGUAUCUGGAGAUGUUUAACGAGCAGAUUAUGAAGUACAGAGAAAACGGUGACCUGGAGAGAAUCGCACGCUUCUGGUUCACCGGGGCUUGUAAACCCAACAAGCAACACAAGUCUUCCAGCAAACCACUGGCUCUGGAGCAGUUUAUGUCGACCUUCCUGCUGCUGGGAUGCGGCAUCCUGUUGGCGCUACUGCUGCUGGGUCUGGAACAUCUGUACUUCAAGUAUAUCAGACAGUAUAUGGCUAGAUCUGAGAAGGGUAACUGCUGCUCCCUUCUUAGUAUGAGUAUGGGCAAGUCGUUGAGUUUCCGUGGUGCAGUGUUGGAGGCGCAGGACGUGUUAAGGACCCACCGCUGCCAGGACCCACUCUGUGAUACCCACCUGUGGAAGGUCAAGCACGAACUCGACAUGGCUCGCCUCAGGAUACACCACCUGGAGAAGCAGCUGGUUACCCAUGGCCUAAGACCUCCCAAAAAGGAGACAUCGACUGCACCAGCGCCAGCUGACUACAUGAAACCCAGGGACAUGACACGUAACCAUAUAUCUACCAAUGAGCCUAUAAGAGGUCCGCUUCUUGCAGCGAGGGGUUGGAGAUACCGGAAACGGGAAGUGGCGGAGAUAGAGACAGUACUUUGAAACCAUUGUCUGGCUUCUUGACUUGCCACGUCUUAUGGACUUAACACUUCUACGCACAAGUACAUCAUAUCAUCUACACUGCUGAGUCCAGCUGACCUGACAUCGUGACAUCUGCCAAAUGCUGGAAUAAAGGGCACGGAGUUCACCGAAAAAAAAAAUCGUGAAGACCUGUACGAGAAGCAAUAUUUCCUCGAAGAAGGAAAAAAAUACUUCCCUACGUUUUCGGAAAAUUUCAAAAUGUAUCUUAAGGUGAUGUCGAUGUUUACAUUUCAGAGAUGUGAAUAUUAUUGCCUCGGGAGACAGAGUGAAGCUGGCUGACAUCUUUACUUAAGACUACCAGACAGUUGUUCCGUGAUGGUGUAUGUUCAUGGUUACUCCUGCAUUGAAAAUCGUGUUAAAUUUACAUCUGUCGACAUCAAGAUGUGGCCUUUUUUUUUUUCAGAAAGAAAAAAAAAAAUUUUUUUUGACGCUUCAUCACACCUUGAGAAUAAUGAACAUUGAUAUAUAUUACCACAUCCAUGAUUAGUAAAACUUUCUUCUGAUGAUAUAAUUGAGUGAAAAAUUAAGCACACACACUUGUAUAAUACUGAAAAUAUAUGUGCCAAAUAUCGAUGGGGUUUUAAAUAAAAAUCUUAAUAUUUUUUUUUUACACUCGGUGCUACAAUAAACGUAAUAUAUCAUCUCCCAACUUUAUUUCAAGUCUUGCAGUAAAAAAAUCGUAUAACACACCAUUAUUCUUGUGUAAAUGAUUUUAUUUAAUACCCCACGGGAAAUUCCCAAGUACAAGACAACUUGUAAAUAAACAGUAGACAGUAGCAAAAUUAGCUUUCAUACAGAGAUACAA